Molecule: messenger RNA, 1278 nt
Organism: Penicillium robsamsonii
Lineage: Eukaryota; Fungi; Ascomycota; Eurotiomycetes; Eurotiales; Aspergillaceae
Product: MCT family MFS transporter
Exons: 5
Coding region: 1-1278 (425 amino acids)
Biological process (GO): transmembrane transport
Cellular component (GO): fungal-type vacuole membrane
Molecular function (GO): transmembrane transporter activity
Source: RefSeq, a predicted model, not a curated record
AUGGUACCGAAAGAUAGUCCGACUGAAUACACGACCCGAGCAUGGCUGGUCAUAUUCGGCGCCUUUACGUGUACCUUUUGCACCGUGGGAUUUAUGAACUCGUUCGGUAUCUUUCAAGAGCACUACACAAAGAAUCAGCUAUCGUCAAGUUCCACAUCUACCAUCGCAUGGCUCGGGGCCAUAGCAAUCUUUUUCUUGUUCGCUACGUCUGUCGGCGCGGGAGCAAUGCUUGAUAUUUUUGGGCCAACGUUGAUGGUAUAUGUUGGCUCAUUUGGGUGUGUUUUUGCACUUAUGAUGAUUUCACUAUGCGAAGAAUUCUAUCAAUUUCUACUCGCCCAGGGUGUCGUGCUCGGUAUUUCAAUGGGUCUGGUGACAUGGCCAAUGCUCGCAUUGGUCGGACAAUAUAUCAAAUUAAAGCGUGCUGCGGCGAUGGGGAUUGUUCUUGCGGGUUCGUCGCUCGGCGGAGUCAUCUGGCCCAUUGCAAUCGAUAAACUGAUCAAUGCUCCCCAUAUUGGCUUUCCCUGGACCAUGCGAAUCGUUGGUUUUAUCAUGAUUCCUUGCCUCAUCUUCUCUUGCGCAGUUGCCAAAUCUCCGAUGACGCCUACAACUAAUGUGGAGAGUCGCAAUUUAAAGCGUGAAAGCGACGAAAAUACCAUUGAAGAAAAGGACAAAUCGCAAAGUCACAUAGCAGAGACCGUGGCCCUUUUACGAAAGCCAUCGCUACAGCUACUGUGCCUCGCCAUGUUCACUACAUUCUUUGGCAUGUUCUCGCCGUUCUUCUAUACGACUUCUUACGCGGUUGAGAAGGGUUUCUCGACAUCGCUGGCAUUCUAUACUGUUUCCAUUGUGAAUGGCGCUUCAUUCUUCGGCCGAGUCCUCCCCGGCAUCGUUGCUGAUAAGUACGGGAAAUUCAACUGCUGCAUUAUAGCCACUAUAUCCGCAGGGGUUGUUGCAUUGUGCUGGACCAAGGUGACAUCUGUGGCCGGUCUGGUAAUUUGGUCCGCUGCAUACGGAUUUGCGUCUGGAGGCAUUUUAUCCCUCCAGCAAGCUUGUGCCGCCCAGGUUGCUACUUCUACCACUCUUGGUUUGGCAAUCGGGACUGUGUCAGGUUCCACAGCUCUAUCUGCUAUGGCAAAUGUACCUAUUGGUGGUGCUCUACUUGAAAAAUAUGGGUAUCUCUCCCUGUCAAUAUUUUCGGGGACAUCCUUGCUACUAGGUGGUUUCCUGUUGAUUGCUGCACGUCUGGUACAGAACAGACAACUUCGAGCUAUAGUGUAG